Messenger RNA from Cynara cardunculus var. scolymus (artichoke), 2093 nucleotides. Its product is annotated as CRS2-associated factor 1, chloroplastic. Bases 1 to 1986 code for a protein of 661 amino acids. The transcript is spliced from 5 exons. NCBI's taxonomy places the organism in Eukaryota, Viridiplantae, Streptophyta, Magnoliopsida, Asterales, Asteraceae. Gene Ontology annotation, molecular function: RNA binding. Gene Ontology annotation, biological process: Group II intron splicing. The record is from RefSeq and is a predicted model, not a curated record.
AUGGCGUUGACUCUGAAAACCAUAAUUCAAUUUCCAAUAUUUGCUUCACCACCACCUCACCAGCCCCACCACCACCGGCCGGCCACCGAAAUCCGCUUCUCGCGGUGGAACAAUGCCAACGCCCAGAAAUUCAUCCGCCAUGAACGCACUCAGAAAGAAACCGAAGACGAAUUGCGAUUCAUCAAACGCUUCGAAUCUGCCGGAAAAAUUGCCAAUCUCCAACCCACCAAUACCACGCCAUCACCAUUCAAGUCCACCGGGACGCCCUCAGCCCCUUCCCGCCCUUCAAUUCCAGGUAAAAAAUCCAAAUACUCAAAACCCCCUCAAAACCCUAAUCCGUCAUCUCAUCCUGCAUUCAAGCGAAUUGUAAGGACUAGAAAGCUCCCUACUGAAAACGAAGAUGAAACCGGUAUAAAACUCGGCGACAAGGGGCUUUCUUAUGUAAUUCCUGAAGCUCCUUUUGAAUUUCAAUAUAGUUAUACCGAAACCCCAAAAGUUAAGCCUAUAAAACUCCGGGAACCACCAAUAACGCCGUUCGGUCCGGGCACCAUGCCGCGGCCGUGGACGGGGAAAAAGCCGCUGCCACCUAGCAAGAAGAAGAUGGAUUUUGAUUCUUUUACUCUGCCUCCACCUCAUAAGAAAGGGGUUAAGCCAGUGCAAGCUCCAGGUCCGUUUUUACCCGGGUCGGGUCCUAAGUAUGUACAGUCGAGAGAAGAGGUAUUGGGGGAGCCACUGUCAAAGGAGGAAAUUGAUGCUCUUAUUAAAGGGUGUUUGAAGUCUCAAAGGCAAUUGAACAUGGGUAGAGAUGGAUUGACACACAAUAUGUUGGACAAUAUCCAUGCUCAUUGGAAACGAAGGAGGGUCUGCAAAAUAAAAUGCAAAGGUGUGUGCACGGUUGACAUGGACAACGUACGUCAACAAUUAGAGGAGAAAACAGGAGGGAAGAUAAUAUAUAGCAAAGGAGGAGUUGUGUAUCUUUUCCGAGGUAGAAAUUAUAAUUACAAGACUCGCCCGGUCUUUCCGCUAAUGUUAUGGAAACCAAUUACCCCUGUAUAUCCGAGGUUGAUCCAACGGGUCCCAGAGGGGUUAACAUUGGAAGAAGCAAUUGAAAUGCGCAAAAAAGGACGACAAUUGAUCCCAAUAUGCAAGCUUGGAAAAAAUGGCGUUUAUAGUGAUCUUGUUAAUGAUGUCAAAGAAGCAUUUGAAGCAUGCGAUUUAGUGCGAAUAAAUUGUGAAGGAAUGAAUGGGAGUGACUACCGGAGAAUUGGUGCAAAACUAAAGGAUCUCGUCCCUUGUGUGUUGAUUUCAUUUGAGCACGAACACAUACUUGUGUGGAGAGGGAGAGAUUGGAAAUCAAUGCUCACACAAGAAAACGAUCCCCAAGGAGCUAAACACCCUGAUACGAAUACUGAUGCUGAUAUUGAUAUUGAUACUGAUGUUGGAAAUUCAGUUGUAGUUGUACCAUCCCUAGAAUCAUCACCGGAAGAUGUGACUGAAGAAGAACACGCGGAAACCGAACUUAUAAAUUCUACACUCAAUGACAUGUACGGCGUCGAAAGCAUGACACUUGAUGGUAGUGAAGACGAGACUGAAUCUUCAUCUACAGUAUCAGAAAACACGAGCAAUCAUGAUUGUUUGGAGGGAGUGGCGACACUCUUGAAGCAGGCGGUACACGACGGAAUUGCGGUGGUUCUAGAUGAUUCUUAUUUGGAUGCCGACACUGUGUACGCAAGGGCAGUUGUUUUUGCGCAAUCGGCACCACCAGGGUCGAGUUUUAGACACCAGCGGCCUAAAAAGGCGGCGACCCAGGUAGAAGAGAAGCAAGAAGCCGAAGAAACCAAUGGGAAAGAGGUAGUGAUAGCUUCUGAGCGUAAAAAAGGCGAGAAAACAAGUCGAACCCGAAAGAAGGAUUUGAAGGACAAUUAUCUAGACGUAGCUCCACAAGCGACGCUUAGAGUGGACGAACUUGCGAAGCUUCUAGGUUAAGCGUACGUUCAUGUUCGUAUUGCCUUUAUGUAUCGUUAUCGUGAUUUGCUUGUACAAGCGAUGGAUACCUUUGUACUUGGAUGUAAUUAUAUGGUGUAUGUGAAUUA